AUGGUUCUAACGCGUCUUUCUGGCCAACUAGCUUGUACAAGACAGUAUAACUGCCUGACUUUAACGCGUCGGGCCUACGUCACCUUAAAAAUCUCAGAGUCUGGAGGCUCCCAACCAAGUUCAAAGCACAACGAAACCUCGAGCGCAUCACCUUUGCCAAAAAGAUCUCAGAAAACUAAAGUCAAGUUCUCGGAUCUACCUGAUGUAUAUGUGGCACCUUCAGGGAUAUCAGCAAGCCCUCUCAUAUCAUGCAUUCAGAAAAUUGAAUCCGACGACAAGGUUUCCGUAGACAAUGCUGCUAAACCUACGCGUAAACGUCGCUCGGUCAAAUCUCAACCUCCUCUCGAAGUUGCGGAUGAAGAUGUCGAAUCCAAGCUGCCUGAAAAGGUAUCUAAAGCAUCGAAAGUUGCCAAACCUACCACCUUUCUCUACAGGCAAAUUGUGUCCAAUCUGAAACAAUUCCCUCAUUGUCUACUUCUCACUCGGAUUGGCCAAUUCUACGAGGUACCUUUGCCCAUAAACCCUUCAUUUAACACUUGCUUACCUUCACCAAAGUCCUAUUUUGACCAAGCUGUCGAGAUAUCGCAUUUAUUGAACAUCAAGUUGACAAGUAGGAAAUGGAACGGAGAACGUAUAGCCAUGUGCGGCUUCCCGAUCAUACAUAUCGACAAGCACCUCAAAACCUUAGUCCAACAAGAAAAACGUUUUGUCGCUCUAUGUGAAGAAUUCCCCUUACAAUCAGACUCGAAAUUCAAUUCCAAGGAAUUUGAACGGAGAGUAACCCGGAUUGUUACUCCAGGGACGUUAAUUGACGAAUCAUUCGUCAAUCCUCUUGUAAACAACUACCUUCUUGCCAUCAGUCCUUCUCCAGACCCGGAUGACUGCACUAAUGCUACAGAAACCGGGCUCGCUUGGAUCGAUGUUUCAACGGGGGAAUUUUUUUCAAAACAAUGCAAACUUGAAAACGUUCCUGACGAACUUGCUCGGUUGGCUCCUCGUGAAGUCGUGCUCGAAGAUUCCUUGCGCCAAAAAUUAAAACAUCCCAUAUUUUCAGCCUUCACCGAAGGUAACUUUCUUGUAUCUUAUACUACGCCCGUCUCCUCGACGAUGGAUCAUCUAUAUUCUGCUUCAAGUAUAAUCGAAACACCUCAAUCUGUGCUUGAUGAUGUGUCACAUUCCUCUGACGAGGUAUUUGAUCCACCGCUGCGCGAUGGAGAAGAAACCAAAGAAUCCUCAGUCUUACCCUCGCAAGCUGCUAUCCGGGAAUCAAUUGCAGUCAAUCUACUCACAAAAUAUCUGCAAGAUAAUCUAUUGGAACAUAUGCCAAAGCUUGAUGCCCCAUUACAUGAAAGUGCUCAUGACCGCAUGCAAAUCGAUUUACACACCAUUCAAGGCCUGGAGAUCCGCGAAAGUGGUCAUGAAGGUAGUAGUACGGGAAGUUUGCUGAGUGUCAUCAAGAGGACGACGACGAGCGGCGGCGCUCGACUAUUGGCAAGAUGGCUCUGUUCUCCAAGUACAUCAAUACCGGAAAUAAAUGCUCGUCAAUCACUGGUAGCAUUUUUCCGUAGUCGGCCUCAUUUCCGCAUGGACAUCACCAACAUCUUGAAUGAGAUAGACGACGUUGGUCGGUUAUGUCAACGAUUCCUGUUGGGACGUGCUGAUUUUGGCGACCUUGCUUCGAUACGCAACACAAUCCACUUUUGGUCCUCCCUCAAGGAUAUAUGCGCUCAAGAAAAGGUGCUGGAACAAUCCGAGAGUCGUGACUCUUGUCGUCUAGGCGAAUGGAAUGCUAUGGAUUCUUUGCUUGAACGGUUGAUCAGUCUUGAAAGUCUUUCAGAGAAAAUCACAAAUGCAAUUAUCAUAAACGCUAAUGUCGACUCCAACGACUCGCUGGAAGUGAUCGGCGAUAUCGAUGCUCCGCCUGACUCACAGAUAUUGACAUCAAUGUCUGAAAGACCUGAAUCCCAUAAAAGUUUUAUAAAUCCGCAAUUUUCUGAGAAGUUGACAAAUCUGAACGAAACUUUGAAGAGAUUAUCCAUGGAUAAAGACAAGAUGGAAUCCGAUCUUCGGCUUAAAUAUGAUGCUCCUUCUCUCAGUCUUCGGUCAGCAUCAGGUCAAGGAAUGUUUAUACAUCUUUCUCGAGCAAAGCGUGACAAAAGAAAGUUGGACCUUGACCCCGAUUUCUACAGCAUUGGAGAAAGUCUAACAACUAAAAGUUACAUCUACAGGGGUUGGUCAGAACUUGGAGCUGCGAUAGCGGAAACAUCAUUUGCUAUUGGUCAAGCAGAGAGAGAGGUUUUCGAAGGGCUCAGUCUCGAGGUUAUACAACAUGCGAGGGGGUUGCGACAGAAUGCGCAAGUCAUUGAUGAGUUGGACGUAGCUAUUUCAUUUGCCAUACUAGCGGAUGAGAUGAAGUUUGUUCGCCCAGAAUUAUCUAACGACGGUUGCUACAACGUUGUCAACGGUCGACAUGCUUCUGUGGAAAUGGGAUUGCUUUCCUCAGGACGGCAGUUUACCCCAAAUUCAGUGUCCAUGGACCCCUUCUCGAAUUUGCAUAUCAUUACAGGUCCCAACAUGGCCGGAAAAUCGACCCUUCUUCGUCAAACUGCAGUCAUAGCCAUUCUGGCCCAAGUGGGGUCUUGUGUCCCCGCCGACUAUGCAUACAUAAGCAUAGUUGACAAGCUUUUCUCUAGAAUCGGUGCUAAGGAUGAUCUGUUCCGUGAUCGAAGUACAUUCAUGGUUGAAAUGCUCGAAACGGCCGAUAUUCUACGCCGAGCUACUGAAAAGAGCCUCGUUAUUAUGGAUGAAGUUGGCAGAGGCACAACAGUAAAAGAUGGCUUAGCAAUCGCCUUCGCUGCUCUUCACCAUUUGGCGACUGUUAACAAAAGUCGUUGUUUAUUUGCAACCCACUUCCACGAAUUGGCUGAAAUGGUAGGAAAUAAAAAUAACGUAUGCGGUUCCGGCGCAUUCCACAACGUGCGUUUUUACUGCAGUGACGUUGAAGAUGCUGGUGAGGGACAUUUCACAUACUCCUACAGAGUUCGACCCGGAAUCAACCGCGACAGCCACGGUCUUAAGGUUGCGCGUCUUGCAGGAAUUCCUUCUUCUGCUAUGGAUGUUGCCACUGAUACAUUAUCUUGGUUGAGGAAGAACGGAACAGGAAGUAUACAAGAAAAUUAUAAUGAUUUCCUACAAUCUGCUGUGAAUUCUACAUUGUGA
Molecule: messenger RNA, 3219 nt
Organism: Psilocybe cubensis
Lineage: Eukaryota; Fungi; Basidiomycota; Agaricomycetes; Agaricales; Agrocybaceae
Product: MutS protein-like protein 1
Exons: 12
Coding region: 1-3219 (1072 amino acids)
Biological process (GO): mismatch repair
Cellular component (GO): nucleus
Molecular function (GO): ATP binding; mismatched DNA binding; ATP-dependent DNA damage sensor activity
Source: RefSeq, a predicted model, not a curated record